GUACGUUUUACCCAACGGGACGCUGUUCUGCCUGUAUGGACCAAUCAGGGAGUACCGAGAUAGUUACCGGUACGCUAAUUUCUGCCGGUUUACCCCAUCAAAUGCUCCCUCCCUUAUCUCUCCGUCCUCUGAAGGUCUUUCCAAAGGGCUUUCCAGAGGUCUUUCCAGAGGUCUUUCCAGAGGUCUUUCCAGAGGUCUUUCCAAAGGUCUUUCCAAAGGUCUUUCCAACCGUCUUUCUAAAAGUCUUUCGAGAGGUCUUUCCAGAGUCGCUGGCAUUUUCUUGUUGGAUUGGCGAGCAUGAUCGACAUGAUCUUGCAUGAAGCUGCCAGAUACCUUAUGAACCAAGGUGCCAAUUUUGCUCUCAAUGGAAAGUGGAUAAGAAUGUAGUGAUAUACAUCCACCUACCAUGGCAUCCCCAUCUUCAGUUAGUACUCGUCUUGAGGAAAACGAGUCGGACUGGCAGUAUGAACCUCGCUCAGCGAAGCGUCGAAGAAGGGCUUCUACAGCAGGCGCCUCAAGACCCUCACCCCGGGAACUUGGAUUCAUGAGAGAGCCUCAGAGUGAAGGCUCCGCCAGCUUUCUUGGCAGCUCCAGUGGAAUACACUUCAUCCGACACGUCUACAACGCCUUUGCUCGCCGAUCGGCGGACUUGCAGCAAAAUCGAACUCGCGAAAAGAGCUCAGUCCCCGGCGAAGAUGACCGGUUACGGCGAGGAGGCGAAAGUGGUCACGAGGUCGACGCGUUUUGGUUACCAGAGGAAUUGAACUUUGCUCCAACUGCCGUGUUCACAUUCGAGGACCUUGUCAAUUGGACGCGCCGGUAUUUUGAGAAUUGGCAUCCUUGUUUUCCAUGUCUUCAUGCGCCGACUGUUUUGCAGGCCAUGGAGAGACUUGCCCGCCAAGGGCCCCAGACUAUCAGCCGCUUGGAUCUGAUCAUCGUCCGUUCUCUUAUCUCGAUUUCACUUGGGGAUGAACGCCAAGCCAAAUCUACUGCAUCGGAGAAAGAGUCAAUACCUGCAAUACUCGUCUUUCAGAAUGUUCAGCAUGUUAUGCAAGAAAUUCAAAGCCUGCUUGCAGAGCCUACAACGCUUCCGCUACUUCAGGCAGCGUUUACGGCCCAAUUGGCUCUCACUUCACUCUUGCGUCUCAAUGCAGCCUCUCGUGUAGGAGGUGUCAUUACUCGCACGGCUUUUCAUCUGGGCUUGCACCGUUGCCCUGGUCGAUUUUCUUGUUUUAGCAAUGAGGAGAUUGGCAUGCGAAGGCGCCUAUUCUGGUCUAUCUAUUCAUUGGAACGGUACCUCUCCCAGGCCCUCGGGAUUCCUCUCGGCAUACGAGACGAUGAUAUCGAUGUGUGCUAUCCAGACGCUGAGAGACAUGUCACUCAAACCCCUACAACACCUAAUGAUCCACGCCUGCGUCUGCUAUGCCAUCUUGCCAAGUUUGCCAGGAUACGAGGUCUGAUACUGGAGCUUCGCAACAAAUCUAUACUGCAUAGCCAUGCCGGCGCCCUGGAAGCCUCCCAUGUUAAUGGCGAAAUCUCCCAGUGGUGGAACGAAGUCUACGACGAUGCCAAUGCGAUCGAGGAUUCUGCAGAUCCCGAAUCGGAAGUAAGCGCCACGCUCACGCCCUAUCAUCGGUUGCUGCUGAUGAUCCUGAGACACGAGGCAAUCAUUGCAAUGAACCGUCCCCUGCUUGCUGCAGAGAAGCCCAACCCUGAUUACAAACAUGCUCUGCAAACAUGUAUUGCUUCGUCUCGAUCAUUGCUGGCUGCAUUGAAGAGGUAUAUGUCUUCCGACUCCCAUGCACCACUCACCUGGCCAUCGUUCACCUGGACGACAUGGAUGGCUUGUCUCAUCUUGAUGUACGCCUCGUGGGAGGGUGAAUUACCCGUCGCUACGGCAUUGAAAUAUGCCAAAAUGGCGGUCCAUGUUUUGGAAAAUCUUGCAUUGCGUGGUAGUAGCUGGCCAGACACAUGUAUCGAAGCGAUCAAAAGCAUGGAGUCGGCUCUUUCAAUGGAUCUGCCCGGAAGCCAUAAACAGGCAAUUGCUGGCCCAUUGAGUUCGGCAGGAGGAGCAAAUAACAAUCAUGCUUCUCAAGUUAGAGAUACUCAAAAUGCAGAAAGUGACCUCUUUGGUCAAAACCAGAGGCGUCUUUCGAGUCGAGUAAACCUUACGUCGGUCCCGUAUGACCAUCGUGGAGUGGGCGAAUAUCAUGCAGGCUCAUCUUCGGGAAUCACACAGGGAUCCGAACCCGGCACAUCUGCUGUGCAGAGAAUCCAGUCUCGGGCCCAUUAUGAUUCAGCAAUCUUUUCCACACCCGGGAAUCCUGCAAACGAUGACCAAAUACUGAAUGCGCAAAACUCAGCCAAUCUUAUCUUCGGUCACCCGGUCAACAGCAGCGCACCUUUUUAUCCGGGGAUCGCGGGCCAGGACCCGUUGCCUUUUUCAGACCCGUCUUCGCUGUUCAUGAACGACCUAUGGAGUGUGGCUGAUGGCCCAUGGAUGAUUCAUGCCAUGAAUGCAGAUUCCAUCUCGUCAUGGGACUUCUGCCAUCUUCACAAUCAUUCUCUCCUUGUCUAGAAUCACACUCAAUUGUCCUUUUCCCUUGCAACUUUCAUGGGGCCUGAAGAAGCCGCUUCGCAAUUGACCAAGAUACAGCUCAUACGCAGGCAUAUAGCCCUUGACGAAGGUGACAACCUCAUCAUCCGUCAUACCCUGAUUCUUCGCCUGCCAAAGCGCACGCUCCUGUUGGAUACGCCACUCGUACACAUUCACCAAAUCAUCCGUAUCAAGAUGAAUGAGAUAGUCAAGGUGUUGUGGGCCCAUGAACAACUCACAAUAUCGUCGUAGGCUGUUGUUCACAUUCAACAAAUGGUCGAUUGCAUGGUCCUUCAAUGUCCGAGUCGGAUACUUAGUCCUCGUCCGAGUUUCCAACUCUUUAUCCCAGCG
Molecule: messenger RNA, 2947 nt
Organism: Penicillium brasilianum
Lineage: Eukaryota; Fungi; Ascomycota; Eurotiomycetes; Eurotiales; Aspergillaceae
Source: the annotation of a GenBank genome assembly